CCCGGCAUGACCGUGAUGCCAGUUUGGCCAGAGCCCCGCCGCAUCAGCGACACAGCAACUUGGUGAGGGGGACGGGGCUCCGAACUACACAGCACCCAAGCUGGCCGCUCCAGCCUGAAGUCCGCCUGUCCGAGUCUUGGUCUCGGGCUUAGAGGCCAGGAGAGCCUCAGCCGGUGGGGGAACCCGUGGCACCGCCGUGGGGCAGGUAGAGUGAGUCUGAGGCCAGUGGAUGAACAGACAGAAGCUAAAAGAUCCCCAAAAAGGAUGCAUGAGAGGGCCGCGCGGAACUGCAGCACUGGCAGCUGGCUGCUAGCACUUUGCUUGGCUUGGCUGUGGACCUUCCUGGCCUCUGCUUCCUUGCAGCCUCCAACUCCCACAGUCCUCGUGAAGCAGGGCACCUGCGAGGUGAUUGCUGCUCACCGCUGCUGCAACCGGAACCACAUCGAGGAGCGCUCCCAGACGGUCAAAUGUUCUUGCUUUUCUGGCCAGGUGGCUGGUACCACGCGGGCAAAGCCCUCCUGUGUGGACGCCUCCAUCGUCUUGCAGAAGUGGUGGUGUCAGAUGGAGCCCUGCCUGCUGGGGGAGGAGUGUAAAGUGCUCCCGGACCUGUCGGGAUGGAGCUGCAGCAGUGGACACAAAGUCAAAACCACCAAGGUCACACGAUAGCUCUUGAGGUCAUGGCCUAGACAGGACAGCUUGAUUGAGCCAUGGACUGAAGGAUGGUAUCCAGUUAUCAGCCAGCAAAUAUGGAGAUUCUCUUACCUGGACACACGCCCAUGCCAAAUGCAGCAUCACCCUUCCAGGGGCACUUCAGUUAAGCUGCUCAGCAGCUGUGGACAGAUCUCCAGCCGCAUACCUAGUGUUGUGCUGGGCUCUCCUGGGGCAGAAGAAGGCUGAGAUGCAAUUCCUGCCCUCAAGGAAUGUGCAGUCAAGUUGGAGAGCUGACAAAAGACAAUUUAGUAAUUGAGAUUAAACCCUGUGGUAUCAGACUGUGGCUUCUGGGCCAUAUGUUGUGGGCAUGUUGGGGGUUUGGGGAUGAGACUCCCACAGCUCUUCAGCCACCCCCUGGCCACAGGGCACAAAGACAAGAGGUCACAUUCACCCCCUACCAUUUCCCUUCCUCGCAUCAGUCCAAACCCCCAAAAA
Messenger RNA from Ceratotherium simum simum (southern white rhinoceros), 1146 nucleotides. The record is from RefSeq and is a predicted model, not a curated record. Lineage: Eukaryota; Metazoa; Chordata; Mammalia; Perissodactyla; Rhinocerotidae.